Molecule: messenger RNA, 1731 nt
Organism: Nelumbo nucifera (sacred lotus)
Lineage: Eukaryota; Viridiplantae; Streptophyta; Magnoliopsida; Proteales; Nelumbonaceae
Product: protein phosphatase 2C 37-like
Biological process (GO): protein dephosphorylation
Molecular function (GO): protein serine/threonine phosphatase activity; cation binding
Source: RefSeq, a predicted model, not a curated record
CCUCUGUUGUAAGGAAGGCCCCUGUAAAAAGGCAACCUUGGAGGUAGUUUUAACGGGUACUUUGGAGCACGGAGGAGAGAUCUCCGAUAUCUCUAUUCUCGCCUCCAUUGCUCAAAAUUGUUGUUCUUCUAUUCUUAGAGGGUCAAAGCUCAGCUUUGGAAGAACUGCCUUGUCUGGGGAUUUUUUUUUUUUUUUUAAGUUUCAGCGGGAGGAACUAAGAGAGCUGCUUCUGGCUUCGAUUCUUCUGUGAUGUUUUAGGGGUUCUUGGUUCUGCUGUUUCAAGGUCAGAUUAACAAUUGUAAUGGCGGAAAUAUGUUGUGGAGUUGUCAGUAAAAGCGAAACGGCGGCGCCGUGCGAGCCGAGCUCCCGAGCUGCCAGGCGCCGGAGGAUGGAGAUCCGGCGGUUUAAGUUUGUUGCUGGAGUUUCCAUGCCACAGGAAAAUUGCCGGAAACGGCCGAGAUUGGGUGUUUAUGGGGCUUUGUCGCCGCGGGAUUGCGAAAACGCAGUUGAGAACUGUGGCAUGAACGGAGUGCGAGAGAGUUUGGUCACGUCGGAUGAGGAGUCAGAUACGAAUUCUAACUCCAAUUCAGAACAUUUGUCGGUUCAGGAAAUCUCGGGACCGAGUGGAUCUCCGGCUCCUGUUCUGGUUGAGCCGUUGGUGCUAGACCAACGUCCGAAGUUCGGUAUGACAUCUGUCUGCGGGCGUAGAAGGGACAUGGAAGAUGCGGUUGCAAUUCAUCCGUCAUUUUGCCGGCGAGAUGGUCAUAUUACGGCGGGAUUACAUUUUUUCGGCGUGUACGACGGCCACGGAUGCUCCCAUGUGGCCAAGUCUUGUAAAGAUCGGCUGCAUGUGCUGGUGAAGGAAGAGUUUGAAAACGGCAAGGCGUCUAGGGAGUGGAAAGAGACGAUGGAGCGAAGCUUCUCUCGAAUGGACAAGGAGGUGCUAGUAGGGAAUGGACUAUCGUGUCCGAGUCCGAACUGUCGAUGCGAGCUUCAGACGCCGCAGUGCGAUGCAGUUGGAUCAACGGCUGUAGUUGCCGUAAUCACGCCGGAAAAGAUUGUAGUCUCCAACUGCGGCGACUCCCGCGCCGUACUAUGCCGCAAUGGCAAGGCUGUUCCUCUCUCGUCUGAUCAUAAGCCGGAUCGACCGGAUGAACUAAUUCGAAUACAAGCAGCUGGAGGGCGUGUAAUAUAUUGGGACGGUCCACGGGUCCUUGGAGUUCUAGCCAUGUCUAGGGCCAUCGGGGACAAUUACUUGAAGCCUUACGUGAUAUCGGAGCCGGAGGUGACGGUAACGGAGCGGACGGAUGAAGAUGACUGCCUAAUACUGGCUAGCGACGGCCUGUGGGACGUGGUGUCGAACGAAACAGCAUGCAGCAUCGUUCGCAUGUGCCUGCGCGGGCAGCCACUGCCGCCUCUGGUGUCUCCGGGGAACAAUCUGAGUGACGGGGUUGCCGGAGAGAGCUCCGACAAGGCGUGUUCCGACGCGUCGAUGUUGCUCACCAAGCUGGCCCUGGCCAGGCAUAGUACGGACAAUGUGAGCGUGGUCGUAAUUAAUCUGAGGCGCGACACGUAGCAGUAAUACAUAACUUUGGGAAUGGGAUUUUUUUUUGUUUCUUUUUUAAUGAAAUCCCUUUUUAUUGUAAAAUGCCUCCUGGGUGGGCUUUUCUUUUUUCUUUUUAUCCUUUUACCGUAUUCCUGUUUAAAUUUUACUAGUGUUUUUUUUCCCUC